UGCAGCGUCCGAGCGUGUGACGUCAUCACCCGUCGCCUUCUGUUGGUAUUGCCCGCUUCGAUUGGGUUUGAAACAGAGCUUAGUGCGGGAUGCAGCCAGGAGCCCGUACUUCGCGGUUGUUUUUAUACUAAAUCGCCGUAUCCUGGUGUGACCCUCCAUCAUGAAGCGCACAGCUCCUCGCACGGCCAUUAAGGCCAUCAUGAAGAAACAGAACCCAACGCUGCGGAUGGAGACGAACAUUGACCUGCUGAUCCACUUAAACUGCCUGCUGUUUCUCCAAAGGCUGGCCACUGAGUCCCGGUUAAAAGCAUGUGAGGAAAAGUCCUCCGUGAUAAAACCUGAACAUAUCAAAGCCGUUUCAAAGAUAGUUUUGAAAAAAUCCAAAGGCUAAAAAUGAUGGAAAGCUAAAGAAGAAAACUCAAUUUCAUCAGGAGAUGUCAAUUGUCUG
This is a messenger RNA of Pelobates fuscus (common spadefoot toad), 448 nucleotides long. RefSeq names its product centromere protein W (gene CENPW). Bases 161 to 391 code for a protein of 76 amino acids. Gene Ontology annotation, biological process: kinetochore assembly; mitotic cell cycle; chromosome segregation. Lineage: Eukaryota; Metazoa; Chordata; Amphibia; Anura; Pelobatidae. Gene Ontology annotation, molecular function: DNA binding; protein heterodimerization activity. Gene Ontology annotation, cellular component: nucleoplasm; kinetochore. The transcript is spliced from 3 exons. The record is from RefSeq and is a predicted model, not a curated record.